This is a messenger RNA of Trichoderma virens Gv29-8, 567 nucleotides long. RefSeq lists its product as uncharacterized. The record is from RefSeq and is a predicted model, not a curated record. The annotation marks the transcript as partial. Gene Ontology annotation, cellular component: mitotic spindle polar microtubule; mitotic spindle; mitotic spindle pole body. The transcript is spliced from 3 exons. NCBI's taxonomy places the organism in Eukaryota, Fungi, Ascomycota, Sordariomycetes, Hypocreales, Hypocreaceae. Gene Ontology annotation, biological process: mitotic sister chromatid biorientation.
AGCGGCAAACGCCCAAAUUCGCGUACAUGGACAUCUCGACCAACCACCCCGCUUCGCCCUCCUUCUCAGUCAUCCUUCCGCGGAUCUCUGCAAUCCACAGGCGAUGGAGACGGCGCUUUUCCUCUCAAGAGAUUGGAGCCAGCAUUUGCGGAGCUGUCUGAUGCCAUGGCGGAUCUUGAGGCAAACAUGAUGCAUUUUCAACUCAUAGACGAAAGUUUGGCUAGAUUUGGCGAAUCGUUCGCGAGCUUUCUUUACGGCCUAAAUAUGAACGCCUUUUGCGUUGAUUUCCCAGAGUCUCCCAUUCCCCAGUCGUUCCGUCAAGACCGUCAGCCAAGCACCGAGUUACGGCCAGCACACGACGCAGAAGCAACUUAUAUGACGACCGAUAUAUCCUUUGUGGAAAGCCCCCCAAAAUCGACAAGGCCUAAUUCGAAGCAAAAUGUGCCUGAACAACGCCAGUCACGUUUGCCAUCGGCACGAGGCAGCUCAACAAGGGGCAGACUAAAGAGUCGCUCCUCUAGCCGGCCUAGUGGUCUUGUGAGGCCUCGGGGACGGUCUCUAAGGUAG